Molecule: messenger RNA, 1456 nt
Organism: Caenorhabditis sp. 36 PRJEB53466
Lineage: Eukaryota; Metazoa; Nematoda; Chromadorea; Rhabditida; Rhabditidae
Source: the annotation of a GenBank genome assembly
AUGAACGGAGAACAGACAGAUCCCCAGAUUCGGCCGGAUUUGAGCUGGGCGAAAACCUACGUGGCCGGCCUGAACGGAAAUCAAGUGGUCUUGCUGAAAGUGAUGCACGAGCACUAUCAGAAGCAUAUCGAAGCCAAGAAGCAGAUGGAACAGCAGCAGAAAAUCCUGAGAGAAGCGCAGGAGAAAGCGCAAUUGGAGCAGCAGGCGAUUCUCGACUCGCUCGUACGUCAGAAGCCCGUGAAGGUCGAAGUCAACAGAACGUCGGUGUCUCCAGUGUCGCACACGAGCAGCGAAAGCGAAGGAGACAUUGUGAGUUUGCCAUUUUCUUAUCUUUUGACUCGUUUGGGGCGCCUUUCGCAUUCUCUCGGUCUCUUUCGGCUUUUAAUUUCCGUGUUUCAAAUGUGUCUUUUCAGACGGUGAAAGACGUGAUUAUCGGCAAAAUGAAGAGCGCUCUGCCACAUAGCUGUCUUUACGGAGUUAAAUCGUACAAGCCGUACCGUUCGCGCGGAAAUCGUGAGCGUUUUUUCUUCGAGGGACACCUUUACAUCUUCGACAAAUACUCGUACGACUGCAAGAAGCGCUUCUUCCGUUGCGAGCGAAAGAACACGUGCCCGGCUCGUAUUCACACUCCGGUCGAUUCGAACAAAGUGAUUCACAGAGUGCAAAGUCACAAUCACCCGGCCCCUAGCACCGAGGACUUGUCCAACUACAACAUCGACUUCUUGAAGGUCAAAUGUGGAUUCUUGAUGCCCGUGACUCCGGUUAGUUUCAACAAUCGAAAGUGCUUCUCCUCAUACUCGUUAUUUCCAGAUCCGCAUGUCUGGCAGUAACACUCCGUCUUCGCUCACCUCGCCUUCCGACCUGGACGAGGAGAACUUUCUUCCGAAGUUGGGAGCGUCCACUUCACCAAUGAACUUUCUGAACUUCGGUCAAGAGACGGUCACGGGUCAAUUGGAUGGCAGAAAGCCAGUCAUUCUGCGGAUCCCUGACAACUUUCACCGUUUGCCGGAAGCUGAGGUCCGAGAGAUGGAACUGGCGAUCACUAAGUUCCUGAUGCAAGAAACGGAACUCCGCAAAGAGUUGAUGGCUAAGAACAAUGAGCUGCCAGUCGUCUUUCCGUCGGUCUCCAAAGACGAACUGGUCCUUCUGGUGGCCAAUUACACGAAGGACGACGACUUGUUCCAAUUUGUGCAAGUGAAAGAGAGAACUGAGGUGAGUAGAGAUAUUCCGAAUGAUAAAGUGUGAAAUGAAUGUCUUCCAGGCCGCGAUUCGUGCUGCGCUGCAACUUCACUUCAAGCAGGAGUGCUCCCGAGCUCUGAAGAUGAGCAUCUCAGCGAAGAUCAACGUACCGCUGACCCAGCAGAUUGUCGACCAGUGGAAGAGCGAAGAGUUUAUCCGGGUCGACGUCUCGAAGCCCAACGACUGGAAGAUCCACGUCCUGAUGCAGAUUGAAUAA